This is a messenger RNA of Suillus subaureus, 985 nucleotides long. RefSeq lists its product as uncharacterized. Gene Ontology annotation, biological process: translational elongation. Gene Ontology annotation, molecular function: guanyl-nucleotide exchange factor activity; translation elongation factor activity. Bases 37 to 675 code for a protein of 212 amino acids. Gene Ontology annotation, cellular component: cytosol; eukaryotic translation elongation factor 1 complex. The record is from RefSeq and is a predicted model, not a curated record. The transcript has 5 exons. NCBI's taxonomy places the organism in Eukaryota, Fungi, Basidiomycota, Agaricomycetes, Boletales, Suillaceae.
UUCAACUCAACUGUUGCUGCAGUCUUUACGAUAAAGAUGUCUUUGAACUUUAACGCCCUUGAGCAACACCUAACUACCAGAUCUUAUAUUGAGGGGUACACGCCCUCUCAAGCAGACGUCCACGUUUACAACUUGCUCACGGCACCGGAGCCAUCGAAAUACCCGCACUCUGCCAGAUGGUACUCGCAUAUCAAGUCUUAUACUGCGGAGCAUGCAGCUUUGCCUGGCACAAGCACUGCUGGGCAGGCUUUCGUUCAAUCGGCAUCGGCUCCUGCUGCUGCUGCUGAUGAAGACGAAGUUGAUCUCUUCGCUGAUGACGAUGAAGAAGAUGACGGAGAGGCAGAGAGGCUCAAAGCAGAGCGUGUUGCCGCUUACAAUGCGAAGAAAGCUAAUAAACCCAAAGCAGCUGCGAAGUCUGUUGUGACCUUGGAGGUUAAGCCUUGGGAUGACGAAACCGACAUGCAAGCACUUGAGGACUCUGUACGUUCCAUCGAGCAGGAAGGUCUUGUUUGGGGUGCCAGCAAACUAGUCGCUGUCGGCUAUGGCAUCAAGAAACUCCAAAUCACCCUGGUUGUUGAGGAUGAACUCGUCUCCUUGGAUGAUCUACAGGAGAAGAUCGCUAGUUUUGACGACUACAUCCAGAGUUCUGACAUUGCUGCCAUGCAAAAAUUGUAAUCAUACUGGGAGUUGAUGAGCGCGAGAUUUUGUAAGCUGUAACAGACCGGUUAAGAAGCAUCAUUAUAGGAAAUGAGAAGGUUUUGUGCGAUAUAAUCAUUGUUAAUGUGCGUGACGAAUGUGCUGGUGUUGUUUGGUAAGCCAAUUAAACGGACGCACACAACAGAUGCUCCUUGUAAGACAGUCCCAACCACAUGAGAAGUUGACUUGUUCGUCGCACAAUAUUGUCCUACCACAUGUACAAAAUGCACAUUAACAUUGAUCGUGAAUUCCAGGUCAUUUACAUACAGAGAAGAGAUAGUUGCUGUGU